Molecule: messenger RNA, 940 nt
Organism: Diospyros lotus (date-plum)
Lineage: Eukaryota; Viridiplantae; Streptophyta; Magnoliopsida; Ericales; Ebenaceae
Product: nuclear transport factor 2B-like
Exons: 2
Coding region: 149-520 (123 amino acids)
Biological process (GO): nucleocytoplasmic transport
Cellular component (GO): nuclear pore central transport channel
Source: RefSeq, a predicted model, not a curated record
GACCGGAGCGGAAGGGCCAAUGGGCAUGGUAUAAAACCCUAGCCCUACUGCCUUCGCUCAAGUUGUGUCUGCCCUAUCUUCUCCGUUCGUGUCUGCGUGAGUCCCAAGCGAAACAGAACCAAAGGCGGCACAGAGGAACCCCACGGCGAUGGACGCAGACGCAUUGGCAAAGGCGUUCGUCGAGCACUACUACACCACCUUCGACGCCAGUCGAGCCGGACUGGCGAACCUCUACCAGGACUCGUCCAUGUUAACCUUCGAGGGCCAGAAGAUCCAAGGGGCCCAAAAUAUUGUUGCCAAGCUCACCAGCCUUCCUUUCCAGCAGUGCCAGCACAGCAUCACCACCGUAGAUUGCCAGCCGUCUGGCCCUGCCGGCGGAAUGCUUGUCUUCGUCAGCGGCAACCUGCAAGUCUCUGGUGAACAGCAUGCCCUCAAGUUCAGCCAGAUGUUCCAUCUAAUGCCAACACCCCAAGGUAGCUUCUAUGUGUUCAAUGACAUUUUCCGAUUGAAUUAUGCAUGAAGAUGGUGGAGCAGACGGUUUAAAGUACAAAUGAUGGUGAAUACAUGCUGCCAAAUGUUUUGCAACCAAUUUGGUUUGCCUGUUAGAACAGUCAUAGACUUCUAAAAUUAUUCUGCUCAUCAUUUCAUUUGUGGUUGGUUAUGCUCACAAGAGUUCAUAGCGUGGAAUCAUCCAAUCCAAUGAUUGGGGGAAACUUCUUUUUUUUUUUUUUUUUCUUUUUCUUUGUGUAAUUGCAUGAAUUGAUGAGUGAUUCCUUGUCAUAUUUGCGUAGUUUUCAUUACUGUCUUUAUGUUGGGUGCUUCAGGGUUAUGUUACCUUGAGUGCAAAGAAAAUGCGUGGUAUAAACACCCAGCAUAAACUCUCUAAUGUCAAUUCAUUGCAUUUCAAGUGACCGUUUAAGGGUUCAUUGUUGUUCUAGCA